Bipolaris sorokiniana ND90Pr is the source of this 683-nucleotide messenger RNA. RefSeq lists its product as uncharacterized. The transcript has a single exon. The coding region runs from base 95 to 553 and encodes 152 amino acids. NCBI's taxonomy places the organism in Eukaryota, Fungi, Ascomycota, Dothideomycetes, Pleosporales, Pleosporaceae. The record is from RefSeq and is a predicted model, not a curated record.
CACACAAGCGAGAGUGGCAGUGGUCAGGCGAUGGUCUGGAUUGUAUUGGUUUUGGGAGGGAGGGUGUUGGUGAAAGGCAGCUGGCUGGCUGGCAAUGGCUGACACAUGCAAACUGCAGCGGGCGGCCUUUUGGGUGGGGGGAGGCCAAAAGAGCGGUCGCAAUCGUGGGAAAAUAAGCGCGGCGGGCGGGAUGCGAUUCGAAGAGUGCGAUGAUAUGAUGGCUAGAAAAUGGGCCUGGCUGGGCGUUGGCCAUUUUGAUUGUCGCAAGACGGGCUUGUUCAGGGGAAGGCGUGGGCGGGGGCAGAAUGUGGCGCGCGUUCUGCAGCCAAAUUACUUAGUUCAGCUGGGCGCUUUCUUCUCUCCCCCGAACAGAACUCAGCGCAGCGAGGGCAGGAGCUUGGCUGCACUGCACUGCCCCUACCCAACGCCAUCCUUUUGCCCACUGUGCUUUGUCCAAAAAAACAACCCCUCAGUCAGUCUGCCCGCGCCCGCCGCCAUCGGCCUCACUCCCUCGACUCCUCGCGUCUAUACCCAUAUGCGCAAUCGUCGAUAACACUAUAAUAUCCCGCAGAGUGGACCCUGCGCCUGUGCGACUCCACCCGUGGUUCAAGCAUACCCUUUCCUCGCCGCUCCACCCAGCGCGUCUCCUUAACACCACCAUCUGACCGCCUAUACGAUCCUUU